CGACCUCUGACAACUCUUAUCCCCAACAAUAACAACCCCGUGUGGUGGUAGUCUAGCCUACCAUAUUUAUUUAUUUAUUUUAUUUAUUUUAUUUAGUAAUUUGAGCAUACAUACAGAGGUACAAAAAAAUACAGGAACAUGUCACAUUACAAUGAAUGCAGGCAACAGGAGAAGAGACUGUCAAGCACAGUGCAUGUAUUGUGAAGAAGAAAAGUCAAGCAACAAAAUGUAAAAAUCUUAAAGCAUGUACCAUAAAGAAGUAAACAAGCAGUUAUAUAGAAGAAAAGGAAGUUUUAUUUGUACUAUAGUUGAAGUAAUGAGAUAAAGCUGCAUCUUUAAGACAUAGCUUUGAAAGUCUGUGAGUGACAAUGACUCAUUCUCAGAGUGGAAUGUGUGACCUUUGUGGGGAUGAUCACGAAGCAUGCAACUGUCCCAUGUUGUCUCAGUUGGACCUUCUGACUAAGCAAGUAGAAGACAGGGAGUCACAGUUUGCUUUCCAGUCUCUACCAUCAUGGGUGCAAGUGGAGGAUUAUUGCCAGCGGUUACGGCUAGUGGUUGCUAACCACAGUCUACCCAAGUUCACUAAACUGGGCCCCCUCAUAGCUCCACAUACACCUAACCUUGAUCCUGCCACAACUUUCCCGCUCAAGAUAUGUCAUAUGGGAGGUGGCCACACCUAUUUGGACUUAUCAAGAAAAUGGCUAUGCAAUUGGCUCAGUCUCAUUCCACCUGGGUCUCCUUCCAAUAAAAAUCUAAUGGCUUGCCAGAUUGAAGAUUUAAUAUAUUAUGUAGCAUCUAAAGAAAUUGAAGAAGGAUCAGAACUUCGUGUGUGGUAUGCUCCAUUUUACCAGCACAAGGUGAAAGAUGAACUGAAGGCACUUGGCUACAAUCAGAGUUUGGUUGGCACUUCUGUUCUUACACGUAGAGUCCCAUUCAAGCAGUCACAAGCUAAGACCCCAGCUGAAACCUACCUACAUGUUGCUCCCUCGCUAACAAGGAUUAUUGUGGGAAAAGACCAGAUUACCUUCACACACAGUGCUAUACAAGGUGAGAGGGAACAUGACAACAAUUUUAUCAAACAUCCACUGGUUCCAAAUGCUCAUCCUGUGGCAGACAAAUAUUUUUCAGGUGAAAUUGAACUGGAAAAGCAAAUAACAACAACAGUUAGCUCAUCAGGUAAUUAUUUAUGUGAAAAAAAUAUUCAACAGAAGAAAAAGGAUGAGACUGCCAAUGAAGGCAACUUUGAGUUUUGCCCACAAGUUAAUCAAAGCAGUUUAGUACAAAGUAUAGUGUUAGUAAACAACAGAGAUAUUACAAGGGAACCAGAAUGCAUUGUAACAUUCACAAUAACUGCAGCUUCAGAGAACUCUGACUCUAGUCCAUCUCAUAAUGAACACUAUGACAACUUUAGCCUCCAUUCUGAAGGCUGUUUACUUGGUGAUGAUCUUCAUGAAGAUUCUCCAGCAGAAGUUGAUGGAGAUUGCAAGUCUUUUAAAUCAGCCACUCCCAAAAGAAAAUCUUACAAGAUGAGAGUGCCAAAGUCAGAAGUUUGUGUAGCAGAGUCUCAUGUUGUAAAACAGCUUCCUGCACGUGCCCUGGGAGCUCGAGAACCUCGCCCAUGGUGCUGCAAGUACUGUGGAGAGAGUUUCAUCAAACUUGUUCCAUUUGCAAACCAUCUGAAAGCACACCUGUUGUGGGUAGUUGGACGAUCCCAUGUAUGCAAGGAAUGUGGUGGUUCAUUCUCCAGUUCACUGCAGCUUCACCGUCAUCAACAAGCAGCACAUCAACAUUUAGAUUUUCAAGAAGCAUCUGAAGUGGCAUCAGGAAGAAGGAUGGAUAAUAAGGUUAAUAAAGAUGUUAAGGUAGGAAAACUAUUCACGUUUUCCAAGACGAGGUACUUAAUGGUUCGUGAGAUUAAAGGUAACACUGACACCCCUGCUUAUCAAGUAAAGAAAAUUCUGAUUGUGGGAUAUUCUCAGAUAGUGAAGGAGAAGUGUCUCACUGUUAGUCGAUACAUAAGUGUAGAUUCUAUUUGUGGCAUAUCUUUAGAAAAGAGCACUGGUUUAGUAAUAGAGUUGUGGAAGAAACUCCUGAGUAUUGUCAAUGAAAAUACCAAGAGGAUAUCUGCUCUCCCAACUAAGCAUGUGGAAGGUCCACAUGGCUGCCAAAUCUGUUCAAAACAUUUCCAUAAGGCUCAGUACUUAUUACGACAUCUUCGCAAGCACACUGGAGAUUUUACAUGCCAGUUUUGUUUGAAGGUGUUUGCUCGAAAGGAAGGCUUACAGAAGCACACAUGCCCAAAAGGAAGCCAUCAAAAGAGUCUGAAAUGUUCAUUAUGUGGUCGCCUGUUUCUGAAUCCAGAUCUGUUGGAGCAACAUUAUCUCAAGCAUAAGGGGAACAGGAAAUGUACACGUUGCAGCCGCAUGUUUUCCAGUAUUACUACACUGGAGCGGCACAUGAAGACAUGCCCCUCUGUAGAAAUAAGCAAAUAUUUUAAGGUAAUGAAUUUCUAUACAGAAUUAAUUACAGGUCACCGACUUACGAAAAAACAAGUUGUAUGA
This is a messenger RNA of Cherax quadricarinatus, 2561 nucleotides long. The record is from RefSeq and is a predicted model, not a curated record. Lineage: Eukaryota; Metazoa; Arthropoda; Malacostraca; Decapoda; Parastacidae.